Messenger RNA from Rhea pennata, 663 nucleotides. Its product is annotated as olfactory receptor 2A5-like. The record is from RefSeq and is a predicted model, not a curated record. Gene Ontology annotation, molecular function: G protein-coupled receptor activity; odorant binding; olfactory receptor activity. Gene Ontology annotation, biological process: G protein-coupled receptor signaling pathway. NCBI's taxonomy places the organism in Eukaryota, Metazoa, Chordata, Aves, Rheiformes, Rheidae. Gene Ontology annotation, cellular component: membrane.
AUGGAGAACCAAAUCUCUGUGACUGAAUUCCCUCUCCUGGGUCUCUCCAGUAGCUCAGAAGUGCAGCUUCUACUGUUUGGGCUGUUUACUGUCAUCUACACCCUUGCUCUGGUGGGAAGUAUGAUCAUACUGGUACUAACCUGGCUGGACUGCCAGCUCCACGCACUUACGUAUUUCUUCUUGAAACACUUCUCAUUUGUAGAUAUCUGCUACAUAUCUAGCACUGUCCCUAAAAUGCUGCCCAACCUCUCGAAUCCUAAGAGAAUUAUUUCUGUUGCUGGGUGUAGUUUUCAAAUGAACCUCUUUCUGGCCUUAGGCAUUACUGAAUGUAUUUUAUUAGCAGUCAUGGCAUAUGCAGCAAUAUGUCAUCCACUGUCCUACACUCUGAACAUGAAUCAUAAAAUUUGCAUAGGGCUGGCAACAGCAGCUUGGAUAUGUGGCUUUCUUCUUGCUAUGAUCCAUACUGUUUAGAUCUUGCAGGUGCCGUUCUGUGGCCCAAAUGUGAUUAAUCACUUCUACUGUGAUAUCCUGGCACUCCUUAAACUCAUUUGUGCUGACACCCACAUGAAUGAAAUUACUGUGUUUGUUAUUGGCAUUCUUAUUCUUCUUUGCCCUUUUUGCUUGAUCCUGAUCUCCUACAUCCAAAUUCUUGUGGCCAUCUGA